Messenger RNA from Microthlaspi erraticum, 1155 nucleotides. Lineage: Eukaryota; Viridiplantae; Streptophyta; Magnoliopsida; Brassicales; Brassicaceae. The record is from the annotation of a GenBank genome assembly.
AUGGAGCACAAAGAAAAGAAGAAGCCAAUAAGCAAAAGAAGAAAGACACAAUCGAUAUCAACUUCCUCCUUUCCUCUCGAUCUAACCAGAGAUAUACUCUCAAGGCUGCCUGAAAAAUCUACUGCAAGGUUUCGUUGCGUUUCAAAGCUUUGGUCAUCAAUCAUCACCGAUCCGAAUUUCAUCACCUUGUUAGAAACUCGGCGCCCACGGCCGACUCUUCUACUCUGCCUAAAAAAAGAUGACGAGUUGUUUGCCUUCUCAGUUCCGCAACAUACUCAGAAUUCCAACACGACUUACUCUUCUUCUCUGCCUAUUGAUAUUUACCAUACGAAACUCCCUGGAGAAUAUAGUUACUUGUCCCCUACGGAAUCUGUCCAUGGUUUGAUAUGCUUUCAAGAAUCACAAAACCCAAUAUUUAUGAUAUGGAACCCUAGCAUGAGAAGUAUUGUGACCUUACUCAAUGCCAAUACCCAUAAGAGCUGGAAAAAAGUAGCAGUGUUUUUAGGUUACGAUCCCAUCGAAGGCAAACACAAGGUUAUGUGCAUUCGCUAUAAAAAAACUAACUACGUAUGCCGAGUUUUAACGUUGGGAUCGGCUCAAGAAUCAUGGAGAACGGUCAGGACAAAUCAUAAGCAUAGUGCUGGCUAUCAAACUUACGGGCGAUGCAUCAAUGGGGUAAUAUAUUAUCUAGCUGAUCAUGAAAACACGUUUGAGUUUGUUUUGAUGAGCUUUGAUGUAAGAUCUGAAAAGUUUGGUAUGAUAAAACUACGAUCGGAUAUGCAUGUAUCGGAUAUUCGUGAGGAUGUGCUGAUAACUUAUGAGGGGAGUAUAGCUUGUGCUGAUGAAGACAAUCAUAAAAGAUUGUGGAUUUUGGAGGAUGCAGAGAAACACAACUGGUCGAGUCAAGACUUUCUUGUGCCUUUACGUCACCGUGAUAAGAGUUUGAAAGCCAAAUUCAAUCUAUUAGGUUUCACUCAUGCUGGUGAGUUUGUUUACGUACCAACCAAGUUUCGUGAAUCUAGAUAUAUUUUAUUUUGUGAUCCGGUGAGAAACAGCUGUAGAAGGUUCGAGUUUAAAGGAGUCAAACACGAUGGAGUUGGAAAAACACAUCUGUAUGGUUUCCCGAAUCACAUUGAGAGUCAAAUGUCUUUGUAA